Messenger RNA from Anguilla anguilla (European eel), 1651 nucleotides. RefSeq names its product Tu translation elongation factor, mitochondrial (gene tufm). Gene Ontology annotation, cellular component: mitochondrion. Gene Ontology annotation, molecular function: GTP binding; translation elongation factor activity; GTPase activity. The coding region runs from base 49 to 1392 and encodes 447 amino acids. NCBI's taxonomy places the organism in Eukaryota, Metazoa, Chordata, Actinopteri, Anguilliformes, Anguillidae. Gene Ontology annotation, biological process: mitochondrial translational elongation. The record is from RefSeq and is a predicted model, not a curated record. The transcript is spliced from 10 exons.
UGACGUCAUUCGACGAGCGCAGUAAGCGCAUUUGUGGAAUUGUUCAACAUGGCGGCGUUGGCUGGGCUACGUGCGUGUCUUCCCUCCGUACUCCAGUUCUCCACAUCAGGCCUAUUGCACAGCUCUUUUAAAGUGUGUGCGGUGCCUCUAAGCAGGAGGGGCUUUGCUGCGGAGGCGAAGAAGGUGUACACGAGAGAGAAGCCUCACGUGAACAUCGGCACCAUCGGUCACGUCGACCACGGCAAGACCACGCUCACCGCAGCCAUUACUAAGGUGCUGGCUGAAGCUGGAGGUGCCCGCUAUAAGAAGUACGAGGACAUAGACAACGCCCCGGAGGAGAAGGCCAGAGGAAUCACCAUCAACGCGUCCCACGUGGAGUACACCACCGCCAACCGGCACUACGGGCACAUCGACUGCCCUGGCCAUGCCGACUACGUCAAGAACAUGAUCACGGGCACGGCGCAGCUGGACGGCUGCAUCCUGGUGGUGGCGGCGACGGACGGGCAGAUGCCGCAGACGCGGGAGCACCUGCUCCUGGCGCGGCAGAUCGGCGUGGAGCACGUGGUGGUGUACAUCAACAAGGCCGACGCCGUGGACGACCCCGAGAUGCUGGAGCUGGUGGAGCUGGAGAUCCGGGAGGUGCUCACCGAGUUCGGCUACGACGGCGAGAACACGCCCAUCGUCACCGGCUCCGCCCUCUGCGCCCUGGAGAACAGGAACCCGGAGAUGGGCGUGGACACUGUGAUGCGGCUGCUGGACGUGGUGGAUACCUACAUCCCCCUGCCCAAGAGGGAGCUGGACAAGCCCUUCCUCCUGCCCAUUGAGGGAGUGUACUCCAUCCCCGGCAGAGGUACGGUGGUAACCGGGACGUUGGAGAGGGGGGUGAUUAAGAAGGGCGAUGACUGUGAGUUUGUGGGACGCAACCGGUCCUUCAAGUCUGUGGUGACAGGGGUGGAGAUGUUCCACCAGUCCCUGGAGAGGGCGGAGGCGGGGGACAACCUGGGCGCUCUGGUCAGGGGGCUGAAGAGGGAGGACGUGAAGAGGGGGAUGGUCAUGAGCAAGCCCGGCUCCAUCCAGCCUCACCGAAAAGUGCAGGCACAGGUCUAUAUUCUCAGUAAAGAAGAGGGCGGCCGACACAAGCCCUUCAUGUCCAACUUCAUGCCAGUGAUGUACUCCCUGACCUGGGAUAUGACCUGCAGGAUCAGCCUUCCCUCAGGCAAGGAAAUGGUCAUGCCCGGGGAGGACGCGUCGUUGACCCUUGACCUCCGGCAGCCCAUGGUCCUGGAGAAGGGCCAGCGCUUCACGUUGCGAGACGGCAACCGGACCAUCGGCACGGGCCUGGUCACCGACGUACUGCCCGAGACCCCGGGCGAGAGCAUCAAAUGGGGCUGAGGGGGGAGACUGCGGGGGGGGGGGGGGGUGUAUCUAUACGUAGAUUUACAGCCACUGAACAGCGAUGGGCCGACAGACUUUCAGACAGACAGGGGCUUUGGGGGGGGGGGGGGAGACCACGAUUGCUUGCAUUCUUACUGAAAUAUUCUGGACGAUACUGUACGAGCUAUGGACAAUGAUGAAACCGGAGUCUUUCUGUCCAAAGGCAGAACCAAAAAAUAUUAGUUUCUUGUGUAAUAAAGAUGUAUUUACCACACGA